Messenger RNA from Olea europaea var. sylvestris, 621 nucleotides. Its product is annotated as zinc finger MYM-type protein 5-like. The record is from RefSeq and is a predicted model, not a curated record. The coding region runs from base 1 to 621 and encodes 206 amino acids. The transcript has 2 exons. Lineage: Eukaryota; Viridiplantae; Streptophyta; Magnoliopsida; Lamiales; Oleaceae.
AUGGAUUCAUGGACCUCAUGGAGAAAUAUUUUAAACGAAAAUUCGAAUGUUCAAGUGGAGAGCAAAUUAAUUAUGAAACGAGUGUUCAAAAAAAAACAAGUUGUCCAAGAAGAAAUAGAAUCAAAUACCGGGAGUCAAAGAGAUGUUUGGGAUAAAAUUGAUUUAGCAGAAUUACCUUCGGAUCCUGGAUUAAGAACUCCAAUUGCGAAUUACAAUGUUAAUGUUCAGGAUGAAAUUCGAAGAGCAUACGUACAAAAGGGUCCAUGUCAACCCCGAAAUCACUUGUGUCCACAGAAAGAAUUUGGAGAUUCGUCGUUAAGACGAUUUAAAACUUCAUGGUUUAAUGACUUUCCUGAUUGGUUGGAAUACAGUAUAGCAAAAGAUGCCAUAUUUUGCUUUUAUUGUUAUCUUUUCAAACCAAAUAGUGAAGAACAUGGUGGUGGUGAUUCUUUUAUUGAUGGAGGAUUCUCAAAUUGGAAAAAGAAAGAAAGGCUUCAAAUUCAUGUCGGGAAAAGUGGUAGUGUGCACAAUCGAGCUCGGAUUAAGUAUGAGGCUUUUGUGAAUCAGAAACAAAAUAUUGAUUGUGUUCUCUUUAAGAAGUCGAAAAAAAACAAAAGAUGA